This is a messenger RNA of Lottia gigantea (owl limpet), 2611 nucleotides long. RefSeq lists its product as hypothetical. NCBI's taxonomy places the organism in Eukaryota, Metazoa, Mollusca, Gastropoda, Lottiidae. The record is from RefSeq and is a predicted model, not a curated record. Gene Ontology annotation, biological process: nucleotide transport; transmembrane transport. Bases 1041 to 2102 code for a protein of 353 amino acids. The transcript has 8 exons.
CACAAGGUAAACUAAUAGUUGACAUGCCUUACAUUAUUCUGAUUUGUACUGGUCUUUUACGAGAUGAAUGUUAGAUGUUGGAAAUAUCGUGUAAACAAUAAUGUUAGAUGUUGGAAACAUGUUAGAUUUUGAAAUCAUAAUGUUAGAUGUUGGAAACAUAAUAAUGUAUAAAUAUAAUAAUGUUAGAUGUUGGAAACAUUGUUUAAAUAAUAUUGUUAGAUGUUGGAAAUAUUGUAUAAACAUAUCGAUGUUAGACGUGGGAGUCAUUGUAUAAAUAUAAUAAUGUCAGAUGUUGGAAACAUUGUUUAAAUAAUAAUGUUAAAUGUUGGAAACAUUGUAUAAACAUAUUGAUGUUAGACGUGGGAAACAUUGUGUAAACAGCCAAAUAUUAUAUAAACAUGAUUAUAAUAGGCAAGAGGAAGUAUUUUAGGAAAAGCCUAUAUUUUUUUAUGUUAUUAUGUACUUGGCGACCUAAAUGUCGCAGGAGAUGAUUGGACAAUCCGAAAUUUUAUUCGUAUUUUUAAUCCAAAAAUAAACUAUUUAAUCGCCUAAGCUGUUUGUUUAUAAGCAAUUCGUCUAUUUAAUUCGGUCGGUCGGUUAUUUUGACAUGCAUAACUUUCCACCAAUGACAAUCGAGACACAAACAGCUGACUUUUAAUGAAUGACGUGCGUAUACUGGAUAAUGGUAAAUCAAUUAGUAUGUCAAAACAAACCGAUAAGAAAAGUUAAAGUCUGGAAAUCGGACGGAAUUUAGUCUUGCUUAUUUAUUAAAUGUGAAUUAAUUGGGAUACAUAACAUGAUUUCAAUAUAUUUGGAACUUAAUUUGUGAAAAGUGAGGCUUUUAGAGAUUCUGUGUAUUGACAAAUAAUUAUCGAUUGUUAAACCUUCUUAUGAAAAAAAAUGGCGACGAUCUUGCCAGCGAAUAUUCUGGUAAGGAACAAGGAUCAGUCAACGACAAUGGAGCAAUUGUGAUGUUUACUAUUCAUAAAUUUUAUUCUUGUAGUAUAAUUUGUACAUAAAGAGCACCUCUACAAACCAAAAUGGUCGAAACAACGGGGAAAAAUGGUAAAUUCGACCCCGUUUCAUACAGACCAAAGAUAAAAGCCGAACACCUUGCCGCAGGAUUUUUAGGUGGUGUGGUUUCUACCUUCGUUUUACACCCUUUGGAUUUAGUUAAAAUUCGUUUUCAAGUUAAUGAAGGUUUCAAUGUGGCAGCAUCGCGGCCGCAGUACCAUGGUAUUUGGCACGCUAUCAAAUCUAUUAAAAAGUCACAUGGUUUCGGGGGGCUCUAUCAAGGUGUUACACCCAAUGUAUCAGGAGCUGGCCUCUCGUGGGGUUUUUAUUUCUUAUUCUACAGUCAGAUAAAAGAUUAUUUACAAGAUGGAGACAGUAAAAAGAAUUUAGGUCCAGCCAAAAAUAUAGCAGCUGCAGCAGCUUCAGGUUUCGCUACAUUAGUAUUAGCUAAUCCAAUAUGGGUGACGAAGACUCGUCUGUGUUUACAAUAUGAAAACAGUGGGUCUUCGGUGGUGCGGUAUAACGGUAUGAUAGACGCCUUGUUAAAAAUAGGAAAGACUGAGGGUUAUAGGGGCUUAUAUAAGGGGUUUGUACCAGGUUGUUUAGGUAUUUCACAUGGUGCAAUUCAGUUUAUGGUGUAUGAAGAAAUGAAAACACAGUAUAAUUUAUAUAGAAAACAAGAUUUAGACCAUAGAUUAACUACAGUUGAAUAUUUAAGUUUUGCUGCAGGAUCCAAGAUGAUCGCUGCUGUUUUAACAUAUCCAUACCAAGUUCUACGUUCCCGAUUACAAGACCAACAUCGGUCUCAUACAAAUUUACGUAGCGUCGUCAAAAGUAUAUGGAAGUAUGAAGGUUUUAAAGGAUUUUAUAAAGGGAUGGGCAUUUAUUUGUGGCAUGUGACACCGAAUAUUUGUAUAGUGUUUUUAUUGUAUGAAUACAUUACGAACUGGAAGCCCUUGCCGAUUGGCUGGUAUGGUUACUAUAAAGGACUAACACCAAAUUUAUUACGAGUUGUUCCAGCUUGUGCUUUGACUUUUGUGGUGUAUGAAAAUACUAUUACAUAUUUCAAUGGCUCGUCUGUGAAAUAAUAGUUCAAAACAAUUUAGUUUCUACUUUCAAAUUAAUCCCGGAAAGUACGCUAAUAGUAAAGCUUGCGUUACGUUCAACAAUUUAAUUCAGAUUCGUCCUGAUUGAAGCUUAAGUAUUUUUUGCCGUUUGGGAUUCAUCUUUAAGUGCGAUGGAAGAUUCAUUUAAUUUUUCAACUACAUUCCGGGUAGAGUAUCAGAAAUUUUCAUGCUUUCAAAAGCGGCCGGAGGGUUCGUUAGUUAAGCUUUAAAUUACGACCCGCAAUUUAAUUCGGAUAGAACGAUGGUCAAAUUUUAUUUCAAUAGUUUCAAAAAGGUUUGAAGACGGUUUAUGGCUUUAAAAUUGUAUCUCUGGCAGCACAAUUUUAGUACUUGUGUUGCUUCAAAAUUCAAAACCACCAAAAUUUCAUAUUUUGGAAUGAACAGCGGUGAUUGUGGUAUAAAUGAACUCUGUUAUGUGUGGAUAUUCAUUUAUUACUUUCAAAUAAAUUGAAUACAAAUUGUUUAAAAUC